Messenger RNA from Solanum tuberosum (potato), 1602 nucleotides. Its product is annotated as calmodulin-like protein 3. The transcript has a single exon. Gene Ontology annotation, molecular function: calcium ion binding. The record is from RefSeq and is a predicted model, not a curated record. Lineage: Eukaryota; Viridiplantae; Streptophyta; Magnoliopsida; Solanales; Solanaceae. Bases 108 to 812 code for a protein of 234 amino acids.
UUCUCUUUACAUAUUUUAAUUUCAUUUUACAAAACUACUCAAAAACAACUCAAGAAGCCAUUUUUUUCAUUGUUCUGUUCCAUUGAAAUCUCUCAAGAAUCAAGAAAAUGUUGACAAUUAGCCUUCUCUUCUUAGCAUUUCUCUUCAUUCUUGGUUUAAUCACAACCCUUUUCAAUUUUCCCACUAAAAAGUUUCAAUCUUGGAUCUUUUCCCUCUCUGUUAAACCUCAAACCCUAACCCCAACAACCCCUUUUGUCAAUAAAGAUUCAAUCUUGGUUGAAAAGAAGAGCUCAAAACUUGAGUUGAGGGGUAUUUUUGCAACAUUUGACAAGAACAAUGAUGGGUAUAUAACAAAACAAGAAUUGAAACAAUCACUUAAGAAUAUUGGGAUUUUUAUGGAAGAUGGAGAUAUUCUUGAAAUGGUUGAAAAAGUUGAUUCUAAUAAAGAUGGAUUGAUUGAUAUUGAUGAGUUUUAUGAACUUUGUCAUAGUUUUUUGGGAAUUGAGAAAGUUGUUAGUGAAGAAGAGGGGGGAGUGGAGAAAGGGGAAGAGGAAGAGGGGGAUUUGAAAGAUGCUUUUGAUGUGUUUGAUUAUGAUAAAGAUGGAUUGAUAUCUGAGGAAGAAUUGAGUAAAGUGCUUUCAUCUUUGGGGUUAAAUCAAGGUAAGAGAUUAGAUGAUUGUAAAGAAAUGAUUAGGAAUGUUGAUGUUGAUGGUGAUGGAAUGGUGAAUUUUGAUGAAUUUAAGAAGAUGAUGAAAAAUGGUGGAAGGCUUAUUCCAAUUUUAAGGGGAAAUUCCAUUAUGUUACAAGAUUAAUCACCAGUGUUCUCGCUUACCCUCCAGCGUGACUUGAACACUCAAUUCACGUGAUAUCCUUUUUUUUUCAUCCCAACCACAGCAUGAUUAAUAGUGUUUUCACUUAUUCUCUACCCUCAACCCUUAGUGUUUUCACUUACCCUCCAGCAUGACUUGAACCCUCAAUUCAUGUGAUAUUUCUUCUUUUUUUCCAUCCCAACCCCAGAAUGAUCAAAAGUAUUCUCAUUUAUCUUCCACAUGACUCGAAUCCUUUGGUCUUAGUGUAUUCACUUGCUCUUCAGCAUGACUUGAAUCCUUUGGUCUUAGUGUUUUCAUUUGCUCUUCAGCAUGACUCGAAUCCUUUGGUCUUAGUGUUUUCACUUGCUCUUCAACAUGACUCUGUCAAUCUUAAUGUUUUCACUUACCCUCUAGCGUGAUUUGAACCCUCAACCUAGGUAUUGGUCAAUGAUGAAGGUGAUCAACUACUUGAGCAAGGUUCACUUUUCUAAUCUUCAAGAUUGUACAAAUAGGAAAAAGAACUUGCAUUGAGUGGGAUUGUAUAGUAGUUAGUUACUUUUUCUUUUGUUUCUCUUAGAAUUUGCUUAAGUUUAAGAUUGGAUCUAGGUCUAGUUAAGUCAACUAAGAUUAUUUGUUUUUUUUUCUUUAACUAGUUGGAUUAGAGAAAAUUAAGAAGCAUCAUCACACUUGUGGUUCUGUAUUUGAUCAGAUUGUGUUGUUUUCAGAGCAGACAAGUUUUAUGGUUGUACUGACACACUAUAUGUUUGUUUAUUAAUUGAUUUGUUUUUUUUUU